AUGAAGACUGCACAACAUUCUCUCUCCCGGCAGCCUGAACAGGCCCAGCUCCUGCGUGACAACAGCCUCUUCAGGCUCAGCUCUUGCCUUACGGAGGUCAUCCCCCGCCAAGUUCCUGCCUGCCCCCGACAUUUUCUCCAGGCCAAAAUCUUCCUCAAGUCAGCCUCCCCAGGCGCAGCUCCUGCAUCUUGGUGGCCUCUCCAGGCCCAGCUCCUGCCUCCCGUCCGCCUCUACAGGCCCAACAUCUGCCUCACAGCAGAUUCUUCAGGCCCAGCAUCUGCCUCACCGUGGUCCCCCCAAGCCACUCCAGCCUUUCAGCAGCUUUUACACACCCAGCUCCUGCCAUUCAGUGGUCUCUUUAGGCUAAGCUCAUGCCUCACAAGGGCCUUUUCAAGCCGAACUUUUGUCUCAUGGCAACCUUCCCUGGCCAGAUUCCUGCCUGUCUCCCAGCAGCCUGGACAGGCCCAGGUCCUGCCUCACACUGGCCUCUCUACACCCAGCUCAUGCCUCACGGUGGCCUCUCCAGGCCCAGCUCCUGUCCCAGGACGUUAACUCCAGUCCCAAAACUUCCUGAAGUCAGCCUCUCUAAUCCCAACUACUGCCUCCUUUUGGCCUAUGAAGCUUCUCAAUUUGGUCUCUCCAGGCCCAGCUCCUGCCUGCUGUCGGCCUCUACAGGCCCAGCCUCUGUGUCAUGGCAGCUUCUGCAGGCCCAGCUCUUCCUCCUGGCUGAGUCUACAGGCACAACUAUUGCCUCACAACAACCUCUUUUGGCCCAGCUCCUGCCCAGCUCAUGGCAGCCACUGUAGGCCCGAAACUUCCUCAAGUCAAACUCUCCAGGCCCACCUUCUGCUUCCCGGUGGCAUGUACAGGCCAAGCUUUGACUUGACAACAGUCUCUGCAGGCCCCGCUCUUGCCUCCCAGGCCUCUCCAGGCCCAGGUCUUGCCUCACAGCAGCUGCCCCAGGCUGAGGUUCUGUCUGCCUGUCAGCAGCCUUGAAAGGCACAGCUCCUCCCUCACACUGGCCUCUAUAGGCCCGACUCAUGCCUGUUGGAGCCUAUACAGGCCCAGUUCCAGCCUCCUCGUGGACUCUUGAAACCCAAAACUUCUUCAAAUCAGCGUUUUUAG
Nomascus leucogenys (northern white-cheeked gibbon) is the source of this 1125-nucleotide messenger RNA. RefSeq lists its product as uncharacterized. The record is from RefSeq and is a predicted model, not a curated record. Lineage: Eukaryota; Metazoa; Chordata; Mammalia; Primates; Hylobatidae.